Styela clava is the source of this 2006-nucleotide messenger RNA. The record is from RefSeq and is a predicted model, not a curated record. NCBI's taxonomy places the organism in Eukaryota, Metazoa, Chordata, Ascidiacea, Stolidobranchia, Styelidae.
UGGCGUUCAUAUAUUCAGAUAUAUUUUAGUUCAAACCAAACUCAUCUUGUUAAUUGUGAAAAUGGCAACUCUUUCAACUUCCAUUAUAUUUGUGUCAUUGUUUUCUUUUUGUGUAGCAACUUCAACAGUUCAACAGCGACAAGCGUUUAAAACUUGUAUGAAAGGCAAGCAAAGAAUCGGCCAAUUGUCUGAAGAUGCAAUUGCACACUGUAGAAAAUUAGCGCGACAGAAUCAACCGCCAAACACAAUUCAAGAAAACGAUGCGGGUCGAGAUGAACAUCAACACAUCGCUACAAAAUCAUCUGAAGAGAUAGCAUUCAAGUAUUUUAGGAAUCUUGGAAUGUGGAAGAAUGGUCUGACGGAAUUGGGAACUGGAUUAUUGGACGAGAUUUGUUCGUGUUGGAGGCGAUCGGAAUCUGUUAAAGAAGAAUGGACGUCGCUAUUCGAAAAAAGAAAAGACAACGAAGUUGCCAUGUUGAAAGUCGUGAAUCAGAGAUGGACAGGAGAAGAAGGAAUUGCUUCAUUUGCUCCAAUUUCAAAGAAGUUGCACAUGCAGGAUUUGACAGCCGGAGAAUUGAUAUUGCAUCGUGUUAGCCCUUCCAAAAUCGGAGAAAACUUCGGAAGAUAUCGCACUGCGGUUUAUUCUACUUGGAGAAAUGUUAGUAAAUCUAGGAUUCAUGCCGACUUUCAGUCAGCCUGUCCAUCUACUAAGGGAAACAUAAUGAUGCUAGACCUUGACCUUCAAAACUUGGUGGAAUGGAGAAUCGCCGGUGAUCAAUUGUUGAAACUUCACAUUCGUGUCCUGCCUCGUCGGCAAUAUAUUGCUGGCGGUAUGCACACAGCAACUAAGACCAGAAUAUCGGUUGUGGAACAAGUUGUGGGUCUUGUUUUGCACUUCACUCAACCGAAAGAAGACAUUUCGCCACAUUUGGCUCGUGCUUUUGUGAAACCUUCGGUCAGAUCAGAUGGAAUGUCAGAGAAUGACUUGCCUAAACUUGUUCCGAUAGAGAAUAAUGAAGCGCAAGCAGAUGCUAUCAAGCAAGACGGAAAUGAUGAUACCAUGAAGAUUUUACUAGGAACUGGAACGUCAUCGAAUGAAAAGAGUACAGUAAAUCGAGUCUCGGCGAGAGCAAAAAGAAGCGUCGGAAAGUCCAACCGCAGUCGCCAACGACGUGUGCCGGCAAACACAAGACCUCCACCAACAGCUGCAACGAGAACGCCACAAAAAUGUAGAAGAAUGUCUCAUCGACUAAGCCCAAACGCAUACAGGAGACUGAGAAUUCGUCAUCCAGAGUACGAAGAUGAAAUGUUUGAUAUCGGAGAAUGUAUGGGAGAUUGUCCGCGAUCAUUAGCUUCAGAAAAUUUAAAUGUAACUUAUCAUACUGUCGCUAUUUCAGAGAGUUUAGGCACUAAUCCGGAUUUGACCGUAUGCUGCGUUCCUCAUACGUAUAAAAAUGUAUAUUAUACCGGAUAUUCAGAUGAAGAAUAUUUCUUCCAGAAGAUUCUCAAAAACCUCAAAGCAAACUCGUGUGCAUGUCGUUAAAACAGUUGAUGCUUUUCACUGGAAUACAUAUUUUUCAUUCCCCUUUUUGUGAUAUGAACGUACAACCGACCACAUGACAAUUUAUGACGAUGUUGCUGUUACUCGGUAUAAUGUUGUCAGUUGUACAUUAAUUUUUGAACGAUGCUUCGUAUAAAUAUACUAUUUGCUUCAAUGUCAGAACGCAACAUUUUCUUGAAAUCGUUUCCACCUCUUGUUGAUUUCCAUAAUACAAUUUAGUACAUAUUGGCUUACUCUUAAUUAGAUCAGAUUUUGCCUGAAUUUAUAGGUUACUCAUACUUGACAAAAUGUUUAUCAAUGUUAUCGGGAUCUUUAACUUAUAUUCGCCAUUUUGGUACAUUAUGUUGUAUGGCUGUUAUUAUUGCAAAAAUGUUAUUGCACAUUAAAUAAAUAGUUGAAUGUUAAAUCCAGUUAAAGUAAAUAAAACGUUUUUUCUCUUGUAAAA